AAAAAAGCCAUUUUCCCAGGCAGUGGUUGCAACAUCGCCGCGGAGGCUGCGAGAGAAGCUGACAGCGCGGAGCUGGCGCUGCCGAGCGCAGGAAGCCGUGCCGGUUCCUUCAGCCGGCGUCUGCGAGGACAGUGGUUUCUGACCCGCUCGGGUUAGGGGAUUUUGCACAGACGUGAAGCGAUGCUUGUGAUCCUGCGGCUCCUCAAAGGCACCUAGAAGCCUGCUUCUCAGUGCUGCCCAGGACCUCCAGCCCCAUGGAGCCCCCGAUCCCACAGGCCGCCCCCUUGACUCCCAGCUCAGUCAUGGUCCAGCCCCUUCUCGACAGCCGCGUGCCCCACAGCCGGCUCCAGCACCCGCUCACCAUCCUCCCCAUCGACCAGAUGAAGACCAGCCAUGUGGAGAACGACUACAUCGACAAUCCCAGCCUGGCGCCCCCCGCCGGCCCCAAGCGGACCCGGGCGGGGGCCCCGGAGCCGGCCUCCACGCCUGCGCGCUGUGACCAGGACGUCACACACCACUGGAUCUCCUUCAGCGGCCGCCCCAGCUCCGUGAGCAGCAGCAGCAGCACGUCCUCCGACCAGCGGCUCCUCGACCACAUGGCGCCGCCCCCCGUGGCCGACCAGGCCUCCCCGAGGGCCGUGCGCAUCCAGCCCAAGGCCAUCCACUGCAAGCCGCUGGACCUCAAGGGCCCGGCGGCGCCCCCGGAGCUGGACAAGCACUUCCUGCUGUGCGAGGCCUGCGGCAAGUGCAAGUGCAAGGAGUGCGCCGCGCCCCGGACGCUGCCCUCCUGCUGGGUCUGCAACCAGGAGUGCCUGUGCUCCGCGCAGACCCUGGUCAACUACGGCACCUGCAUGUGCCUGGUGCAGGGCGUCUUUUACCACUGCACCAACGAGGACGACGAGGGCUCCUGCGCCGACCACCCCUGCUCCUGCUCCCGCUCCAACUGCUGCGCCCGCUGGUCCUUCAUGGGCGCCCUGUCCCUGGUGCUGCCCUGCCUGCUCUGCUACCUGCCCGCCACGGGCUGCGUGAAGCUGGCCCAACGCGGCUACGACCGCCUGCGCCGGCCCGGCUGCCGCUGCAAGCACACGAACAGCGUCAUCUGUAAGGCGGCCGCCCCGGGUGACGCCCAGGCCGGCAGGCCCGACAAGCCUUUCUGACGUCAGGGCCCAAGCCGCCCCCUGCGCUCCCCUGGGAACCGGGUUCCCUCCUGACACCUGAGAAGACUGCAGCAGCGAGGCCAGAGGUUCUGUUCUGGCCGCAGAGGUGACCUUGCCAGGCUGCCACCCCAGCUUCGGAAGAAAACAGAGACCCCACCCCCCACUGUCUUCCUUCCCCAAGAGGAAGAAGUGGCACUUUGGGGUGGUUUUGCAGGUCCUGGAACUUUGUGUGAAACCGACAGUGGCAGGGGCAUGGUGUGCUUUGCAAGGGGGGGGAAGGAGGGGAGGAUUUUUCUUUUCCAGAAGACAGAUGUGGCCACAUAGCCGGAAGUUGCAGCUGCUUGACUGCCUUCCCAGUUCUCCCUCCUCCCUUCCUCCCUUACCCCCCUCUUUCUUUUUAGCUGCCUGGGAGGGACCGGGAACAGUGGCCAGGGGACCUCUGAAGACAACCAUGGAGUCUUGAUGGCUGUGUCUUUUCUCCUUCCCGGCCCCACGGCUCACCUGGCAUCCUGGGGAAGGUGUAGGCCCCGGCUGGCAGUCCUGUUGUAUAUACACGCGGGAGCCCUCGAGAAGAGAAGACGGCCAGCGAGUCCAGGCCUCGCUCCUCUCGCUUUCUCCGGAGCCACGGAUGGACUCAGGAGCGGCUACGCAGAGCACCUCUCCCUCCCAGCUCCAUCGCCCAUGGGGUUGUUGCGCUCUUAACACCGUCCUCCGGUUCUUGCUGAGUCACAGGCUCGCUUGCCUGCUUCUUGUCCUGAGCUCUCUCCACCCAGAUCCUUCCCAGAAACUUGAUGGGUCGAGAAGCCCAGGGCGGCAAACGCAAGACCAAAUAUCACUUUGCCAAUGAGUCUGAGGCUGUGGCCUCCGGGCCCAGUCGUUGUGCUUUUAUAGAAUAAUUAAACCAGAUGCUAACGGUGUUUUAGGAAACAAUAAACACUUGCUUCCUUUUGGGCCACCCCCAGGAAGGGCUGAUUUCAAAAUGGGGGGUGAGGGGAGCGAGCCACCUUAAAAAACACAAACCCCCGCCCCACCAAGAAGAGGAUUUUAACAGCAAAGAAGAGGAGGCAGCACCUCGCGUUGACGGGGGGAGGACAGUGGAGCCAAGAUGGGUGCCGGUUUCUUCUCUUCCGAUUCUGCUGCUUGCUGUCAUAGCCUUUUAUGUACAGUGAUGUGUCAGUAUCUCUCAUGUAAAUAGACGGCUGAUGGGAAGAGUCUAUUUUCGUGUCAGGAAGCCCUGGUGGGGGAGUCGGAGGAAGGCAGGUGGGGGAGAGUUUCUCCAGGGGCUUCUCGGGGUUGAGCCCUGCUUCCGUGCAUGGCCCCGCCCCCGCUCCCAGCAGCCCCCCAAAGACGUAGCAACUCUUUCUCUCAAGGUGCUAAAGAACUCGGAGAGUGCAGCACGUCCAGUGGGUAGGUACUUGUUGCAUGCAGACGCCGUCGUGUCUGGUCCUUCUCCCUCGUGUUGUGCAGGGUUCUUGCUUCAUGUGGUAUUUUGUGUCCCCCUCCCCCCUCCUCCUCUCUACCCCAUAAGAGGAAGUGGCCUGGGUCAGAAAAGCCACCCCAGGCGAAAUUGGAAGAGCAGUAGCAUUUCCACUUUGUCCUGGAGGAACACCUAUGCCUCCAGGAAGGAUGCGAGGAGGCAGGUAGCUGUGACUGGGUGCACCCAGCGCUUCUCAAGAACAACCCCCACUCCCUCCCCCCCCCCCCCCCCCCCUGCCCUGGACUGAAGACUAGUAGUAACAUCUUAUGAUUUAGAAUAAGUUAAUUGUAACCAUAGGUAUUUAUUGAUGGGAGGAAAGGAGGGGAGGGUCUUAUUAUUUUUUAAAAGGCUUUAUUUAUAUAAUAUUUGCUAGCUUGUAAAAGGCAAACAGGAAAUACUGCAUCUGAAGUUUUCUAUGGCUGGUUCACGUAGCUACCCUUUGCCACAGUCGUUGAUGGAUGUGUGAUUGUUCUUGCACAAAUGGAGGGAACGGUAGGAAGGAAAAAACACAUUCAGCCAACCACUUACGCUAAUUGAAUGUAUCAGUCGUGUACUGAAGGGACUGGAGAGGUUUUCCUCAGAAGAGGUUACCCCUAAACCCAGGGGGCACACCUCCACUUUUGGGGGGGCCUCGGAGCUUUCCCAGAGCCCUUCCCUCCGAUGUCUCCAUGGGGAACUUGACCUGGUGGCAAGUUGCACUUUGGUGAUGGUGUUCUACACACCCAUUCUGUGGAGAAUUGAUUUGUAUAAGCUGUGUAUACACACACACACACACCUACCCCACCCACCCUCUGUCUAUACAGACCCUGUUUCUGGCAAACGGCCUCCUUGAACCCUGACUUUUUGUGUACAUAGUUGUAAACACGGAUUUUUCGGGAUUUUGGAUUUCUUUUUCCCUUUUUCUCCUUCCGGUUUCGGCUUGUCCCUUUUAGUUUGCAUUUAGCCUGCUAGGUGGAUGUCUGCAGAGCUCUCGGUGUCCUGUGUGCUCGUGGGUGGAGGGAAGGAGUGGACAGCCCGGCCCCCUGCCCAGCUCUGUUGCACCGCAGUCCCUCAGCAUGUUUUUUCUCGGCUUCUUGGAAAAACAGACACAAGAAAACUGGCUUGCUGUGGACCAGUCGGGGGCCACCAAGGACCCAGCUCUCAGUAAUAGGACAUUUCUGGGCCACUCUGGCUGGUCAUGUUUCCUGUCACCCACGGCUUCCUUGGCUGGAUCAGUCCUCGUCUUGACCUCUUUUGAGAAAUGCCAGCUAAUUUCCACGUCUCUUCAACCUGGAGUGGGUGGUGGUUCUGCCUGGAGUGGGAUGGCACGAGCCUGGGUCCAGGACACUUGUCCUAGGGGCCUUGGUGCUCCCCGCACCCCAAGGGCGGCUUGUGGAAGCCCAACGCUCCAGCAAGCGCCCUGCCAAUGGUUUGGGACAGCGAAGCCCUCUCACGUCCAUGACUGCACAGCCACGGCUUCGACAGCUGGAAGGAGGCAGAGACCCGUUCCUCCUGACAGAUGACCGCUCACCUGUCCUUUCGGCGUCCUGAAGUCUGUGUGGGCCCGCGCUGUGCAUGGCGUGAGACCUAGACAGACAAUGACUUGUCCAAGGCUGCACAGCAUGGCGAGUGUUGGUUGGGACCAGCACCCAGAACCUUGUCACCUUGAAGCUUCAUGUUCCCCCCAUGCUGCCCCAGGAGAUACCCAGUGGGUGUGGGCAGCACCCCUUCGCACUGUACAAUUCAGUCCCCCAGGGCGUCCUGCCCGCAUCCCCAGCCUUCCGGCUCAUGCCUUCGGUGAGCGUUUUCAUGCCCUGCUUACUGUGACAGUUGGUGACCAUUCCUGCGCUGCCAUUCUCGCUGUGGGUAACUCCCGUGUGGUGUCUGAUCUCGCUUUCGCUUCUCACUGCCGCAGUUCGGUUUCCUGUUACAAACGGGAAAGCUGUCCGAGGUUCCCAUCCCACCGCACUUCCGACAUAUCCCUCCCCCCCUCACUGUAGCCCCUUCUCACCCCACAACGUUACCACAGAAGGUCCCCUUUGUAUAGAAUAUUUAUUUUGAAGCUCUAUUUUAAUAGUAUUUAUUUUAGAAAGUCUACUAUUGUAAGAGUUCUUCUGUUUGUGAAGAAAAAAACAAGUUAAAACUGAAUGUACUGAUUUAGAAAAUAUAUAUAAAUAUAUAUUGUUAAAUAUA
Pipistrellus kuhlii (Kuhl's pipistrelle) is the source of this 4806-nucleotide messenger RNA. RefSeq names its product sprouty RTK signaling antagonist 4 (gene SPRY4). NCBI's taxonomy places the organism in Eukaryota, Metazoa, Chordata, Mammalia, Chiroptera, Vespertilionidae. The transcript is spliced from 2 exons. The record is from RefSeq and is a predicted model, not a curated record. Gene Ontology annotation, biological process: negative regulation of fibroblast growth factor receptor signaling pathway; negative regulation of MAP kinase activity; animal organ development. Gene Ontology annotation, cellular component: membrane; cytosol. The coding region runs from base 255 to 1157 and encodes 300 amino acids.